This is a messenger RNA of Urocitellus parryii (Arctic ground squirrel), 1314 nucleotides long. The record is from RefSeq and is a predicted model, not a curated record. NCBI's taxonomy places the organism in Eukaryota, Metazoa, Chordata, Mammalia, Rodentia, Sciuridae.
AUGGCAAAGACACGCUGUGGACAUGCUCUACUGCGCUGCACUGUUGCCUUCCUCUUCCUUCAGCUCCCACCUCCUGGAAAUGGAAGAGCUGAUUUCCAAGUCAAAGGGCCUCAUGCCCCCGUGCUGGCCCUGGUGGGGGAAGAUGCAGAGUUGUCAUGUCAACUGGUCCCCAACAUCAGCACUGAAGGCAUGGAGCUGAGGUGGUACAGGAACCAGUCCAGCCCAGCUGUACUCGUGCACAGGAAUGGGGAGGACGUGCAUCAAGAGCAGAUGGUGGAGUAUCAGGGAAGGACGAGCUUUGUGAGUGACCAUGUAGCCAGGGGUGAGGCCACACUGAGGAUACAUAACGUCACUCUGUUUGACAACGGCACCUAUCACUGCCUCUUCAAGGAGGGCACUUCCUCCAACCAGGCCACACUCUGGCUGACAGUGGCAGGGCUGGGCUCAAAGCCCAGAGUGCAAGUGGUGGAUGACCAGGGCACAGGUAUCCAAGUGAAAUGUACCUCGGCAGGCUGGUACCCAGAGCCCUUGGUGGAGUGGAGAGACCUCAGAGGACAGCCAGUGCCUGCUGUGACCAACUUCUCACUGUCGGCCACCACGGGCCUCAUGGCUGUGGUGUCCAGGGUGACUGUCCAGAAUGGGGCUGUGCAGGGUCUGUCCUGCUCCAUUUCCAACCCCCUCCUCCCGGAGAGGAAGGGGGCUGAGAGCUGGCUGCCUGUGAGCCCCUCACUGGAUCCUGACACAGCAAGUCCCAAACUCAUGGUAUCAGAGGAUCAGAAAAGUGUGAAGAGGCUGCUCUUCGACCAGUACCUGCUCCCCAACUCCAAGAGAUUUGACCAGGACCCCUGUGUCCUGGCCCAAGAGCGGUUCUUGGCUGGGAGAUACUACUGGGAAGUUGAGGUGGGAGACAGACAGGCCUGGAUUCUGGGGGUUUGCCUGGAGAACAUAGAUCGAGAAGGCUGGAUCCCCAAAUCCCCCCAGCAUGGCCUCUGGGCAGUGGAGUUGUAUAAGAAGAGAUUCUGGGCUCUCUCCUAUCCAAGAACUCACCUCUCUCCUUCCCAGCCCCUCCGACAGCUGGGCAUCCUCCUAGACUGGGACGCAGGGGAGAUUUCCUUCUACAAUGCCACCAAGGGGUCCCUGGUCUACAGGUUCUCUGAACUGUCUUUUUCUGGCCCCCUGCAGCCAUUCUUCUGCCUCUGGACCCAUGAUCCUAGACCCCUGACCAUCUGCUCAGUGGCCAGAGAGACCCAGGAAGACACAAGCCCUCCCUGGAAGCCUGUCCUUUCCCCCAGAGGUCCCGAAGACUUCUGCUGA